AUGCGCCAAACCAAGAUCCAUUGCGUCAUCCCACACUUUUCCCAAGCCCAAGCAAGAAACCGCUCUCUAUUCGCAUCUUACACCUAUUACAAGCCCUUAACUUCGAACAACCCUACUCAGCACUGUUUUUCUCACCAUCUUCCUACAAUAAGUCCAAGGACCAACCUCAACAAGCGCAGCCUCUUCCCCGCAGAACCUCCGACCCGAUCUUCACUACCCAUCUCGAACCCCUCCAGGCCCUUCUCAACCUCCCCACACACCAUGUCCUCCGACGACGCCUACAUGUCCUUCCUGGAUAAGGCCAACAAAGACGUGAGCGGGGACCAAUCCCAGCAAGGGGCCUCCGUUAAGACCGAGACCGUGCACAGCUCCGUUUCAGUCCCCAAGAACCUGAAAUCUGUCGAUGCCUACUACGUCUCUGAUACGGACGAGCCAUUUGAGCCUGUCGCGCUCAAGUGGGAUGGAGCCGCAAAGGGAGCCUGGCCUAGUACUGCUGAGCUCUCUUCUCUGAUCUCCCCAGAUACCAACCUCUCUAUCUCAACUCUGUCCCCCUCCUCCUUCGACCCCAAGAACCAGUACUCCGCCGUCUUGGAUGCUGUGCGCGCUGCGGCUGAGAGUGACAAAUCUGAUAACCUGAAGGUCUAUCGGGUUGAAAUCACCAGUACAAAAGUCGAGUACUGGGUUCUGGCAUUGGAUAAGCCGGAAAGUCGCCUUGUCGGGCUCCGUGCGAAGGCUGUCGAGUCCUAA
Messenger RNA from Penicillium soppii, 747 nucleotides. RefSeq lists its product as uncharacterized. Bases 1 to 747 code for a protein of 248 amino acids. NCBI's taxonomy places the organism in Eukaryota, Fungi, Ascomycota, Eurotiomycetes, Eurotiales, Aspergillaceae. The record is from RefSeq and is a predicted model, not a curated record. The transcript is spliced from 2 exons.